CUGCUCUGCACAAAGCUAAUCGGGAAGAUCGGAAAGUUUAUGUCGAACCCGUUCGAGCAUAGUUUAGUUCUAACUGUAUGUACGUGCAGUUCGGUCUGCGGCAAGGCCUACAUACAUAUAUAAAGUAUCGGUAGAUAUUCACCACUCCUAAAUAUUAGUUAGCAGUAGCACUUAACUCGCGUAUAUGUGUACAUAGUAUGUAUGUUUGUUGGAUGUACAUACAUACGUAAAUAUGUAUGUAUGUAUGUAACCAAGAAGAUCGCUCUUGAGUUGGCCUGGUAUGUUUUGGUAUGUUUGAGAUGGACACGGGACCGAAUGAGCGUAACACUCUGUUAGCUAAAAAUUUGCGUGCACGAAAAUACGUUCAGACCGGAAGUAUCAGUAGUGUAGAGCAAUCGAGUGAUAUGGCAUCGGAUGUGUCUGUAACAUCGGCUGCUGAGUCCGCGGACUUUGAAGGUUCUGUUGAAUCGAUGACAUCGAUCACAUCAAGCGAUCUGGAUGAGUUCAAUUGGAGGCGCCUGCGGUUUUACUUGGUGGAGCCGAUGGUGUUCAUUCUGUUGUUUGCCUACAACUUAUCGGACACAAUUUUGAAAAAUCAAAUAAUUUACCAAACCUGCACUGCUAUCUUCUAUUUCAACGAGACGGAUUGUCGCCAAUUGGGCACAAAAAAUGCCAGUGAACACAUUCAGGCAAAAGAUUUGCAGAUUAUCACACAAAUGUUGGAAUUUAAAUCUUUACCUCGACUUCGAUUCGCAAUCGGAGAUUGCGGCCAUUGUAUGUGUGCCAGUGAAAAGGUACAAAAGAACUGGAAGCAUUUUCAACAGAUCUAUGAUAUAGGUAUGGGAAGUGAACUCAUUCUUGGGUACAAUUUGUGGAAGAAAAAGAACUUGUCCGAAGAAGAUUUGAAAGAUGUUGAAGUUGGAGAUCUAUUUAAAGAAGAAAACGAAUAUCUAACAAAGUUUGCUGAAAAUCGUUGUUAG
Rhagoletis zephyria (snowberry fruit fly) is the source of this 980-nucleotide messenger RNA. RefSeq lists its product as uncharacterized. Lineage: Eukaryota; Metazoa; Arthropoda; Insecta; Diptera; Tephritidae. The record is from RefSeq and is a predicted model, not a curated record.